AUGCCCCGCAUUCGAGGUCGUCGGCCUCCAAGGAAGGAGGUCUACUGGUGGUCCCAGGAGCUGGCGGACCUCCGUGCGGCCUGUACACGUGCCCGGAGGUCCUACACGCGCAGUCGGCGGCGUCACCGUGGAGACGGUGAGGAGGACCGGCUUCAUGAGGAGUACCGACGGGCGCGGAAAACUCUGAAGCUGGCCAUUAGCCGCGCCACAGAAGAAAAGAGACAGGAGAUGCUGGAGGGUCUUAAUCGUGACCCCUGGGGUCGCCCUUACCGCGCGGUGCGACAAAAGCUCCGCGCGUCGGGCCCCCCCCUUACGGAGACUCUCCAGCCCAGCUUCCUGCGAGAAGUGGUUGAGGGCCUUUUCCCACAACGAGCGGAACACACUCCCCCGGCGAUGGCCUCCUUGGCCGGAGACGACGGGGAGCACGGGGAGGAUAAUGUUCCGCCCGUCCGGGAUUCGGAGGUAGGGGCGGCUGUUCUACGGAUCCGUUCCAAGAACACCGCCCCUGGGCCAGACGUGGUACCGGCCCGAGUGCUGGCCCUGGCCCUCAACCACAUGGCAGACCGCCUCGGGGAGGUGUUCGACGCUAGCUUGGCGUCGGGACGCUUCCCUGAGUGCUGGAAGAGCGGGAAGCUGGUCCUAUUGAGGAAGCCGGGACGGCCUGCCGAUUCGGUCGCGGCCUAUAGGCCCAUCGUGCUGCUGGACGAGGCGGGCAAAUUGUUUGAGAGGGUUCUUUCUGCCCGCAUCGUCCAGCACCUCUGCGAGGUGGGCCCCGAUCUGUCGGACGCCCAAUUUGGUUUUCGGGCGGGGCGUUCGACAGUCGACGCCGUGUUGCGCCUGAGGGCCGUGACCGAAGAGGCCGUGAGCUGUGGCGGCGUGCUGUUGGCGGUGUCAUUAGACAUCGCCAACGCAUUCAAUAGUCUGCCAUUCAGCUGCAUCAGGAAAGAACUCCACUAUCAUGGGGUGCCAAAGUACCUGAGGCGGCUAGUGGCAGACUAUUUAGAGGAGCGUACCGUCGUGUACGAGGACCGAGAAGACGAUACCCUGGUGACAGCCCGGGGGGCAAACUUCCAAGAGGCGGCGCGCCUGGCCACAGGGGGAGUCUCCCUGGUGGUCGGGCGCAUUGAGGCGCUGGGCUUACGGGUGGCCCUAGAUAAGACGGAGGCCCUGUUAUUUCAUGGGCCCCGUCGUGGUCCACCCCCUGGCGCCUCAAUCGUGGUCAACUCGGUCCUCGUACCGGUUCGGGCCCAGAUGAAAUAUCUGGGCCUGAUCCUCGACGGGAGGUGGCUCUUCGACGAGCACUUCCGACAGCUUGCUCCAAAGCUGGUCGGCGCUGCGUCUGCCCUAGGGCGACUUUUGCCCAAUAUGGGUGGACCCAGCGUCGCGACAAGACGGCUGUACACGGGGGUUGUCCGGUCAAUGGCACUGUACGGUGCACCGGUGUGGGCGGCGGCUCUGACCGCCCAGAAUAGGGUGGCAUGCGCGUUGGCCGGAACUCCCCCGUGGGAUUUGGAGGCGGAAGUGCUCGCCGAAGUUUAUCGGCGAGUGGCUGACUCCCGGGCGGAGAGCGGAUUUCGCCCUCCGCCCGAGGAUGUGCGCGAGUGGCGCGAAGCCGCUCGCCGAGCCACGAUGGCUCGUUGGUCGUGCCGGCUGGAGACUCCACGCGCUGGCUUCGCCGCCGUGGAGGCUCUCCAGCCGGUCAUCGCCGAGUGGGCAGGGCGGCAGCACGGGACCCUUUCCUUCCGGCUGACGCAGGUGCUUUCCGGGCACGGUUGCUUCGGAAAGUACCUGCACUCGGUCGCUAGGAGGGAACUGAGUCCCGCCUGCUACCACUGCGAGGAGGCACUGCAGUGA
Molecule: messenger RNA, 1854 nt
Organism: Arctia plantaginis
Lineage: Eukaryota; Metazoa; Arthropoda; Insecta; Lepidoptera; Erebidae
Source: the annotation of a GenBank genome assembly